Molecule: messenger RNA, 417 nt
Organism: Rotaria sordida
Lineage: Eukaryota; Metazoa; Rotifera; Eurotatoria; Philodinida; Philodinidae
Source: the annotation of a GenBank genome assembly
AUGGGUCUUAAUAUAAGUGGAUCUCUUGAUCGUGCUCGACAUCCUGAACGUUAUCCAGAAAAAGCAAAAGGACCUACAUUUGAUCCGAUGUAUGGUUUUCCUGAUGGUCGAAAACCGAAAGCUGCACCAUACACUCAAGAAGAAAUGCAACUUCUGAAUAUUCCUCUUGACAAACGUGAUUAUUGUGCUCAUUAUUUUCGUGCUGUUAUGAUAUGUACACAACAGUAUUGGCCAUCACAAUAUGGAUAUUGUGAACCUGAACGACAUGCAUGGGAACAAUGUGAAAUAAAAAAUAAAAUUGACGAUGCGAAAGAGUAUGAACGAGAAUUACGUUUACGUCGACGACGAUUACGUAAAGAAGAAAAAGCCCAACAAACCUCAACACAUAAUGAUGAAAUUGCUAGCAAUGAAGAAUAG